Messenger RNA from Striga asiatica, 615 nucleotides. The record is from the annotation of a GenBank genome assembly. NCBI's taxonomy places the organism in Eukaryota, Viridiplantae, Streptophyta, Magnoliopsida, Lamiales, Orobanchaceae.
AUGAUGUGGUGGUGGAGUGAGGAGGAGAGGGGGUGGGUCGAGAGGACAUGUUGGUGGCGUGCGGCGGAGUUGGCGGUUGGAUUUUUGUUUGAAAGGGAUGUUUCUGUAGUUGGGCUUUCCAGUCGGUUUUGUGGCUUUCCCACCGGUAACCACUCGGGGUUGUCUCUUUUGCGGGUGGCCGCUCUAAUUUCGGACCUUUGGCCCCUAACUGGAGCCUCGGUUGCCGACGGUGAAAGUCGUCCUUGCGGCAGCGGGUACAGUGCGGCGGCUAUUCCCUAUGGGUUGCCGCGUUGCUUUCAGCGGCGGACCUUGACGGCUGGCUGUGACGGGUGUUGGGGUUUCAGGCUUGUGCACCGAGAGUCUCCUGUCCUCAAUAAUUACCUCGGAAGGCAGCCGAUCGGCGAGAGUACUCGAAAGUACGUCUUUGCUUUCGAACCGAGGUCCUCUGGCAAGGAUAGUUCCGAUUCGUCUGAGCACCAGAGAAAGUAUGAGGGGCAUGACCAUGUUUUCAAAUCGAGUGGUUACUGGCGGAUAUCGAUUUUGUUGAUAGAGGAGACGAGGAGGAGGGGUGAGGGGGCGGCGGUGGUUGUGGUUGGAGAGAUUAGAAAGAAGUAA